AUCGUGAUCUCACUCUGCAUAUAAAACGGAAGAAACAUGAUAUUCGAUUUCGAUAAGGAAAAGAAAAAAGUAUGCAACAACGUAUGAAAAGUAUACGUGACAGAUAAAAGAUUUUCAUCCUUGAUGAUAGUAUACACGAAGCAAAAAGUGAUUGUGAGAUAAUAAGUCUACAUCGUCAAAAUUUGUUGUCAAUUCUGUCGAACAAAAAAUUAAACUGUCUUUAAUCUCAAUGCAAAUGAUAUGGCUAAUAUAUUAGAAAUACAUAUUUCUUAUCUCCUUCUUAAAAAUCGGUGAAAUUUAGAGUAACACGUAUUCUGACAGCAACUUAAAAAAAAUGUGAUGAUGGGGAGAAAGAUCAGUGCCAGAUUGGACGUACAAAAUGUGAUCAUGUAAACGCAAUGUACGAUUAUGCGAGCAUUCUAAGGUCAGAAUGAUUGUCGCAAAAAAUUAGCGGAACAUGCUCGUCUGUUUGUGCCAUUUUUGUUAAAUGAUAAGUCAUGCCUGGAGAACCAUCAGCGACAACUGGAAAUAAAUCCAGUGGCAAGGCAAAGAGGAUUUCCAUACCUCGUGUGCAAAGCAGUACCGACACAGAGUUACAGUCGCAACAGAGUGGUUCAACUCCCUUGCAACCAACUGCAUUGCACUAUGUUAGCUUCCGUUCAGAGUUAGAGGACAGCCCUAUUCCUCCAACUUUGCGAUGUCGUUUAUAUGAUCUCUUUCAACAAAUUGAAAAGGAAUUUGAAAUGUUGUAUACUGAAAAUAUUGGAUUACAAGAGAAGAUUGAUGUCCUAAAUGAUCGACUUGAAAGAGAAUGUUAUGGAUCAGGUGAACGCAGUUUACCUCCUGGAGAUCUUACAGAUUAUCCAGAAACGAAAAAUCUUUCUAAACAGAAAUCAAUGGGUGCAAACUCAGUGCAAAAGAUUAAAACUUCUCAUAAAUUAAAAGCACAGACCAGUAAAAUAGUAUCGAGCUUUAAAACUCCAUCUAUGACUUGCACCAUGCAAAGAGAAUAUAUAGGUCACCGAGAUGGUGUAUGGGAAAUAUCUGUGAGCAGAUCGGGACAGCCUAUCAUAGCAACUGCUUCUGCCGAUCAUACAGCACGUAUAUGGGCGAUAGACAGCAGCCGGUGUUUGUUGCAAUAUAUUGGUCACAGCGGAUCCGUCAAUUCAGUACGAUUCCACCCGAACCGAGAAUUGGCAUUAUCAGCAAGUGGUGAUGGUUCCGCUCACGUAUGGCAGGCAGCUGUCGAUUGGGACAUGACGAAAAGAGUAUCAUCAUUAGAAGAACUUCCAGUAGCUAGCUCUGAACGAUCUACGAAUAAUCUAAUUAGUAAUAAUGACGAGCAAGAGGAUCCUCCGACUUUGAGAACACCAAUACGAGAAUUGUUAGGCCAUUCGAGCGUUGUAAUGGCCGCAGAUUGGCUCUCCGGCGCCGAACAAUUGGUUACAGCCUCUUGGGAUAGAACAGCGAAUUUAUAUGAUACGGAAACCGGAGAAAUUAUACACACAUUGUGCGGACACGAUCAAGAAUUGACUCAUGUAUCGACUCAUCAUACGCAAAGAUUGUGCGUUACGUCCAGCAGGGACAACACGUUCCGAUUAUGGGAUUUUAGAGAACCGAUACAUUCGGUUUCGGUAUUUCAAGGACAUACAGAAACAGUAACAUCUGCAAUCUUCACAAGGGAAGAUAAAAUUGUAUCUGGUUCAGAUGACAGAAGUGUAAAAGUAUGGGAAUUACGUAACAUACGCAGUCCCUUAGCAACAAUACGCGGAGAUAGCGCUGCUAAUAGACUAUCAGUUUCUAGUACUGGAAUAGUGGCAAUACCACAUGAUAAUAGACAGAUACGUUUAUUUGAUUUAAGUGGUCAACGUCUAGCAAGAUUACCUAGAACUAGUAGACAGGGUCAUCGCAGAAUGGUGUGUUCUGUUGCUUGGUUGGAAGAUAAUAAUGUGUGUAAUUUAUUUUCUUGCGGUUUUGAUAGAUUAGUAUUAGGUUGGAGUGUUCUUCCAGUAAAAGAUGCUUAAACAUCAAAAACUAUAUGGUUUUACAUCAGAUACUUUAUGUCAUGUUAAUGUGAUAUUGGGAAUAUUUAGGUGCAAUUUAGAAAUGGAAGUACAUAUGUAACUAUACAACAAAAAUCCAGCAAUUAAUCCAAUCAAAGAGCCUCCCUUUCCACUCUUGCAGACAACUGCAAUAAAUAACCAAAAUAUAUAUUAUAUAUACUAUAUUUAAACAAUUUAUCAAAGAGAUAUUAAAUUAUAAAUAGAAUGUGCGAUUUUAAAAUUGCAAUAAAAACUGUGAAUGUCUUAUGUAAA
Molecule: messenger RNA, 2315 nt
Organism: Cataglyphis hispanica
Lineage: Eukaryota; Metazoa; Arthropoda; Insecta; Hymenoptera; Formicidae
Gene: Wdr37
Product: WD repeat-containing protein 37
Exons: 6
Coding region: 498-2024 (508 amino acids)
Cellular component (GO): preribosome, large subunit precursor
Molecular function (GO): protein binding
Source: RefSeq, a predicted model, not a curated record